Molecule: messenger RNA, 2460 nt
Organism: Penicillium macrosclerotiorum
Lineage: Eukaryota; Fungi; Ascomycota; Eurotiomycetes; Eurotiales; Aspergillaceae
Gene: cdc48
Product: AAA family ATPase CDC48
Exons: 6
Coding region: 1-2460 (819 amino acids)
Biological process (GO): retrograde protein transport, ER to cytosol; autophagosome maturation; mitotic spindle disassembly
Cellular component (GO): VCP-NPL4-UFD1 AAA ATPase complex; nucleus; cytosol
Molecular function (GO): polyubiquitin modification-dependent protein binding; ATP hydrolysis activity; ATP binding
Source: RefSeq, a predicted model, not a curated record
AUGUCUGCGGAGCCGGAUCACACCCACGAGAAGAAGAGGGUUCACCUCCAGGAUGCCUCUGGCGCCGAGAAGAAGGAGGAGCUCGACACUUCUACUGCCAUCCUCAAGAAGAAGAAGAAGCCCAACUCAUUGAUCGUGACCGAUGCCGUUAACGAUGAUAACUCGGUUAUCGCUCUUUCCAACAACACCAUGGAAACCCUUCAACUCUUCCGCGGUGAUACUGUUCUGGUUAAGGGCAAGAAGCGCAAGGACACCGUGCUGAUUGUUCUCGCCGACGAUGACCUCGAUGAUGGAUCUGCUCGUAUUAAUCGUGUUGUGCGCCAUAACCUCCGUGUCAAGCACGGUGAUAUUAUCACUGUUCACCCUUGCCCCGAUAUUAAAUAUGCUAAGCGCAUUGCCGUCCUGCCCAUUGCCGAUACCAUCGAGGGUCUGACCGGUUCGCUCUUCGAUGUCUACCUUGCCCCCUACUUCCGCGAGGCCUACCGCCCAGUACGCCAGGGUGACCUGUUCACAGUACGAGGUGGCAUGAGACAAGUAGAGUUCAAGGUAGUAGAGGUCGACCCGCCAGAGUAUGGCAUUGUCGCACAAGACACAAUUAUCCACUGUGAGGGCGAGCCGAUCCAACGAGAGGAUGAGGAGGGUAAUUUGAACGAGGUGGGCUAUGACGAUAUCGGUGGAUGCCGGAAACAGAUGGCUCAGAUUCGUGAACUGGUCGAGUUACCUCUCCGUCACCCCCAAUUGUUCAAGUCCAUUGGUAUCAAGCCUCCUCGUGGUAUCCUGAUGUACGGUCCUCCGGGUACCGGUAAGACCUUGAUGGCUCGUGCCGUUGCCAACGAGACUGGUGCUUUCUUCUUCCUCAUCAACGGUCCCGAGAUUAUGUCCAAGAUGGCCGGUGAAUCCGAGUCCAACCUCCGCAAGGCCUUCGAGGAGGCCGAGAAGAACUCUCCCGCCAUCAUUUUCAUUGAUGAAAUUGAUUCAAUCGCCCCCAAGCGUGAGAAGACCAACGGUGAGGUUGAGCGCCGUGUUGUCUCCCAGCUGCUCACUCUCAUGGACGGCAUGAAGGCCCGCUCCAACGUUGUGGUUAUGGCCGCCACCAACCGCCCCAACUCCAUUGACCCUGCUCUCCGUCGUUUCGGCCGUUUCGAUCGUGAGGUUGACAUUGGAAUUCCUGACCCCACUGGCCGUCUGGAAAUUAUGCAGAUCCACACCAAGAACAUGAAGCUGGGUGAGGAUGUCGACCUGGAGACCAUCGCCGCCGAAACUCACGGUUACGUCGGCUCUGAUCUGGCCUCUUUGUGUUCCGAGGCUGCCAUGCAGCAGAUUCGUGAGAAGAUGGAUCUGAUUGAUCUCGAUGAGGACACCAUCGAUGCUGAGGUCCUUGACUCCCUUGGUGUUACCAUGGAGAACUUCCGCUACGCCCUGGGCGUUUCCAAUCCCUCUGCUCUUCGCGAGGUCGCCGUUGUCGAGGUUCCCAACGUCCGAUGGGACGACAUUGGUGGCUUGGAGGAGGUCAAGCGCGAGCUUAUCGAGAGCGUCCAAUACCCCGUGGAUCACCCCGAAAAGUUCCAGAAGUUUGGUCUCUCGCCUUCUCGGGGUGUGCUCUUCUACGGUCCUCCUGGUACUGGUAAGACCAUGUUGGCCAAGGCUGUCGCCAACGAGUGUGCUGCCAACUUCAUCUCUGUCAAGGGUCCUGAGCUUCUGAGCAUGUGGUUCGGUGAGUCGGAGAGCAACAUCCGCGAUAUCUUCGACAAGGCUCGUGCGGCUGCUCCCUGCGUUGUCUUCCUUGAUGAGUUGGACUCCAUCGCCAAGUCCCGCGGUGGUUCCGUUGGUGAUGCCGGCGGCGCCUCCGACCGUGUUGUCAACCAGCUCCUGACUGAGAUGGACGGUAUGACCUCCAAGAAGAAUGUUUUCGUCAUUGGUGCUACCAACCGGCCUGAGCAGCUGGAUGCCGCCCUGGUCCGUCCCGGUCGUCUCGACACUCUGGUUUACGUUCCUCUGCCCGAUCAGGAGUCUCGUGAGGGUAUCCUCAAGGCUCAGCUCCGUAAGACUCCUGUCGCCUCGGAUGUCGACCUGUCCUUCAUUGCCAGCAAGACUCACGGCUUCUCCGGUGCCGAUCUUGGCUUCGUGACCCAGCGUGCUGUUAAGCUCGCCAUCAAGGAGGCCAUUUCUGCCGACAUCGAGCGCACCAAGGCCCGUGAGGCUGCCGGUGAGGAUGUUACCAUGGGCGACGAUGACGUCGAGGAGGAAGACCCCGUUCCCGAGCUCACUCGUGCCCACUUCGAGGAGGCCAUGAAGUCUGCCCGCCGCUCGGUUAGCGAUGUCGAGAUCCGCCGCUACGAGGCCUUCGCGCAGAGCCUGAAGAACUCUGGAGGCAGCAGUUUCUUCCGCUUCCCCUCGUCCGGCGAGAUCCCGAACGACACGUUCGGCGAAGCCGGCAAUGAUGACAGCCUCUAUGAUUAA